AUGUCAUCAUCUCCUUUUCCUUCGUGCUUCCGGCCAACCCCCACCACCGAAGCCCACCCUCCACCGCCGCCACCACCACCGCCGCACUCUACAAUCUCCAACCUCACAAUCUACCACACCGACACAGGUCCCGUGUCCCUCACGUGGUCACGCUCCGUGGUGGGUCGCUCCCUCCACAUUCAACUCCACCACCAACCUCUGGAUUCCAUCUCCUUCCACCUUCAUAUACGACCCUUCCUCUUCUGGAAAAAGCACGGUGUGAAGAAACUCGCACCCGACACCAUCCUCUUCUGGAACCUUUCCAAGGCCAAAUUCGGGUCCAACCCAGAACCCAUUUCGGGUUUCUACGUUGCCCUCGUGGUUAACAGCCACAUGAGCCUCCUCCUUGGCGACGCUGCAAGAGACGCAUAUUCGAAGUCCCGGGCCCACCACCCCGCCACGCCGCAGCUCCUCCUCCUGAAGAAAGAACAUGUCUUCGCCGACCGCGUCUACUCCACGCGCGCCACAUUCGGCGGCCGGGCCCGUGAGAUUCAGAUCGAUUGCGGCUUCAGAGACCACUCCAAACUCUCCUUCAGCGUGGACGGGGAGAAGGUGCUGCAGAUUAAGCGCCUCAAGUGGAAGUUUCGGGGCAAUGAGCGCGUCGUAGUCGACGGCGUGCACGUGCAAAUCUCGUGGGACCUCUACAACUGGCUCUUUGACAAGAACAACGCCGACGCGCACGCCAUUUUCAUGUUCAAGUUCGAGGACGAGGAGGAGGAAGCAGUCGCCGAUAGAAACUUGGCGGGGCUGUGGAAUUUGGGGGUUUGUGAAUGGGGCAAGACUUGGUCUUCUUCGUCGGUUUCUUCUUCUGGUGGAUCCUUCGGUGGAAGCUCCUCCGUUUUGGAAUGGUCCAGUGUGGAGGAGAAUGAAUUGGUAGUUCCCGUUGGAUUUUCUUUGCUCGUUUACGCUUGGAAACGCUGA
Sphenostylis stenocarpa is the source of this 960-nucleotide messenger RNA. The record is from the annotation of a GenBank genome assembly. Lineage: Eukaryota; Viridiplantae; Streptophyta; Magnoliopsida; Fabales; Fabaceae.